Molecule: messenger RNA, 4381 nt
Organism: Nilaparvata lugens (brown planthopper)
Lineage: Eukaryota; Metazoa; Arthropoda; Insecta; Hemiptera; Delphacidae
Product: dentin sialophosphoprotein
Exons: 9
Coding region: 94-2487 (797 amino acids)
Source: RefSeq, a predicted model, not a curated record
AAGAAGGAGAAGAGGGAAGGAUUCGGUAGUUUCAGUGAUAAUCUGACUGAAAGUGAGUGUGAAGUCAGAAUCGGGGAGGAUAAGGGAGUAAGAAUGAAGAGGCAAAGAGGGAGUGGCAGCGAAGAUGGUGGGGGAAAGAGUUCUUAUAAACGAAGUAAGAAAGAGAAGCGUCAAAGUGAGACAGAGGAGGAAUGGAGCAGAGUGGCGUCUAAGAAGAGUGUGAUGGAGAAUAUCGUGAAAAUCGGUGGUAAGGAUAAGAGAAGGGAAAGUGGUGGAAAACCUGUGGAAAGUCCUGAUUCAGAUGAUGAUUUUAGAGAAGAUCUGAGGAAAAAACGGGAAAGUUUUUUGAAAACUGUGGUUGCGAAAAGAUGUGAGAAGAGACACUCUAUGUCGGAUAGUGAAGAUGGUGGAGUGGAGGAAUUGCCAACUAACCAACGAUCAGAUAAAUCUCCGAUUAAGAAAACUCCGGUUAAUGAGAAGAGUAACUCCAGUGAUAGUGAGUUAGAUACUUAUAAACUGGUAAAGUCUUCAACUACAAAUCAACGAUCAGGUAAAUCUCCGAUUAAGAAAACUCCGGUUAAUGAGAAGAGUAACUCCAGUGAUAGUGACUCAGAUACUGAUAAACUGGUAAAGUCUUCAACUACUAAUCAACGAUCAGGUAAAUCUCCGAUUAAGAAAACUCCGGUUAAUGAAAAGAGUAACUCCAGUGAUAGUGAGUUUGAUACUUAUAAACUGGUAAAGUAUUCAACUACAAAUCAACGAUCAGGUAAAUCUCCGAUUAAGAAAACUCCGGUUAAUGAAAAGAGUAACUCCAGUGAUAGUGACUCAGACGACAAGAGAGUGAAUAAGUCUUCAACUUCAAUUCAACGAUCAGGUAAAUCUCCGAUUAAGAAAACUCCGGUUAAUGAAAAGAGUAACUCCAGUGAUAGUGACUCAGAGGACAAGAGAGUGAAUAAGUCAUCAACUUCAAUUCAACGAUCAGGUAAAUCUCCGAUUAAGAAAACGCCGGUUAAUGAAAAGAGUAACUCCAGUGAUAGUGACUCAGAGGACAAGAGAGUGAAUAAGUCUUCAACUUCAAUUCAACGAUCAGGUAAAUCUCCGAUUAAGAAAACUCCGGCUAAUGAAAAGAGUAACUCCAGUGAUAGUGACUCAGAGGACAAGAGAGUGAAUAAGUCUUCAACUUCAAUUCAACGAUCAGGUAAAUCUCCGAUUAAGAAAACUCCGGUUAAUGAGAAGAGUAACUCCAGUGAUAGUGACUCAGAGGACAAUAAGCUGAAUAAUUCUUCAACUUCAAACAAGUUUAAAAGUUUGAAAACAGUUACUUCAAGUUUGAAAAAAUCAUCCAAUGAUGAAAUGAUGUCGCAGGAUAUGUUUGAAGCAGAUAGUGAUGACGAGGUUGAAAAUAACAGUGACCCCAGUGAAAGUGUGAAAUAUAACGGUGACAAAUCGAGGAAAGGUGAUUCAGACAGUGAUGACCGUCAGGGGAAAACUAAUUCGAAAAGUAACAGUGACAAGAGGAGGAACAGCAGUAAAAGUAACAGUGACUCUGACAGUAGUAGUAAAAUUCAGGAAAAAUCCAAAGAUUCUAACAAGUCCAUGCAGGAUGAACUUUGGAAACGGAUUGAGAAAAAGCUGAGCGAAGGAAUUAAAGAGGAAUACUUUGAGGAAGACGUGUUUUAUCUUGAAGAUUUAUCCGAUAAUGAUGAAAUUUGGGUGGCCCCUUGUCCAAAAUCGUUGGAUGUCAGCAGUCUGUUGGGUCGGAAACUGAACUUGACCGGGCGCACAGAUUUGAAAGCGUUGCAAGCGAAGGACGGCGUGUCGAACAUGGACUGCGAGGCAUGGGCAUCACCCAUCGACCAGGCUGACAAUGUUGUCUACUGUCUACAGGCCAGCAAGAACCGCAAGAAGAUGAUCAUAAAUCCGUUGAAAUUGGCUGGUCGUGUGUCAAUAGAGGAGAAAAUUCAAAUGCCUUCGCCACACGAGGUGGAAUUCUCAACCACCAUGAAACUUGUGAUGCCUGAGAAUCUCAAAGUUAGGCAUCCUCUACUUGGAGCUGAGUUCAAAAAUCAACCAAAGACCUUCAAUUCUGAAGACCUCAGUUCACCAAGAGUUAAGAAAAAGAAGAAGAAAUCGAAGAGCUUGGAACAUGAGUCAGAAAUUAUGCGGAAUCCACCUCCCUCUAUCAACUAUACUUCAACAAUUGAAGAGAAUUGUGACGAAUCAAUGGAGAGGAAAAAGAAGAAGAAGAAAAAGAAGAGUAGGGAUAACGAAUGCGAUGAAGGACAAGAAGAUAUGUCUUCAUAUUCGCAUAAAUCUGGAGAUACCUCAAACCUGAGUGAAGGAGAGAAGAAGAAAAAAAAGAAGGACAAGAAACGGUCAAGGGAAGAAGCGGACGAAGAACCUAGUUUACAAGAAGAUGUUCCUUGUGAAGAGUCUUCACAGCAUAGCAGCAAAAAGAAAAAGAAGAAAAGAAGGCUUGAUGAGUAGUGUAGUGUAAUGUGACACUCUCUAGCUAGUCUACAUUAUUAUACAUAUCAUGUUAAUUUUUAAUACUAUUUUAUUGUUCAAGUAACUGAUUUUUAUUUUAUUUUCGUUUAUUAGUUCAGUUUCGUAUUUGAUGACACUAAUUUUCAAUAAUGUAAUUAUUGUCUCAAGUUUUAAGUCGAUCUUCUAUUUUCUUAUUGUUUAAAUUAUUGGAGUUUAAAUUAUUGUUUUUAUUAGGAGUUUAAAGAUAAUACUUAUAUAAUUUAAUACCGGUAUUUGAAUAGCUACUUUAAUUCAAGAACAACUGGCUUUACUUGCUGAGGUGUUUGAGAAUGAAUGGAAUUUUACCUUCUUGUAAACUAGGUUCUUCGUCCGCUUCUUCCCUUGAUCGUUUCUUGUCCUUCUUCCUUUUCUUCUUCUCUCCUUCACUCAGGUUUGAGGUAUUUCCAGAUUUAUGGGAAUAUGAAGACAUAUCUAGAAAAUGUGAACAUUAUUAUGAAGCGACAUAUUGCAAAUAUAGUGAAAUUUCAUUUAAAUGGAUUUAUGAAAGCAAUAAGCAGACAAGUCGAGAAAGAAGAAAUACUAUGAAGAUGAAAUACACCAUGAUUCAAAAAGAAUACCACAACUUUGAAAAUCUGUAUUUAAUCAAGGAAACAUAAUAGAAACUUGGGUUAUAAAUCAAAAUGAAGAGUGUUGAAAUAAGUUUUCCCCACUAGAAAACAAGUUCACAAAUGUUCAAUGUGACCUCCUCCAGACACUCGAGUUAUCGAUACUCGAACUCGUUGCACACCCUCAGUAGCAUAUCGGGCGUAACAGUUAGUAUAGCUGCUGUUAUUUCUUGUUUUUAGUUCUCGGUAGUUAAUUUUAUUUUAUUUUCUUGUAAUAAGUGUUGGUUUAUUAACCUUGAUUUGUUGCAUUGUUAAAUUCUGGCAAUAAAAAAUUGAAUGACUAUAAUGUCCAAGUUUUAGGUUGAUGUUACACCAAAUAUCUAUUCAACUUAAAACAAGUGUUUGAUUUUACCCAUGCUAAUUAUUACCUAAGUACUCAACUUAAAAACUAGAUAAAUUAUUUAGGUUUACCCACAUCCAGAACUCGGAUAAAUAUACAAUAAACACAUUUUGGCACGAUUGAUACAAGUUUCCUGUACAUUUUUAUUUUAAACCCAACUGUUCUAUUGGCAAUAACUAUACUUAAUUAUAUACUUUAAUACUAGGCUAAAAUCUAUGAAUUAUAAAUUAUUGCAAAUCUCUUUGUUUAUAUCAGGGGUGGUGAUUGCCUCCUCCCCCCACUUUUCCAAGUGGUGUUUUGAAAAAAAAGUUAAGGGUGCAGAAUUAAGUACCGUCUAUAGAAGGCAUUGACAAGACUAAGGCUCGGCAACGUUUUCUUUCUCCACUGCCAUUAUAACGUGGACCUCACUAAAGUAACUUAGGCUAAACACACACUUACGCGACUCAAGUAGAGAAGAAACUCGACUCUAGUCGCGAGCAUGUGUUUGCAAAUGGUGACACUCAGACCAGUCGAUUCUAGUCUCCUCGACGUCACCAUUUGAAAACACAUGCCCUCCACUAGUAGUAACUACUGUACUACCGUACUUGUAUUGCAAGUAACUUUGAUUGAUACUAAUUCUCCUGUUACAAUAGUUUUGCAGAAGAACCCAACAGAUUGAUUGUAUGUAAUAAAAUGAUAUAAUAAAUAGUAUCAGUGAACCUUGAUGUAAAUAAAUAAGAGAUAACUAUUUAUUUAUCCAAUUAGCCUAUGUUUUUGUAUGUAUGUAAUAAAAUUGAUAUAAAUAGAAUCAGUGAAACUUGAUGUAAAUAAAUAAGUGAUAACUAUUUAUUUAUCCAAUUAGCCUAUGUUUUUGUUUUUAUGUAGAUAAUAAACACCUUGGAAUGAUGUA